UUUAUAAAUGUACUUCUUAGUGCUUACCUAUAUAUAUUAUAUUUAAAUCAAUAAAUAAUAUUAAAAUUCUGGUUCCUUACUUACCUAGUCUUCAAUAAAUAUGAUUUUUAAUUCAUUGAGAAUUUGUAUUGUUUUGCUAUCCAUCAUAUUGGUAAGUUUGCCUAAUAUCAAUGGACAAUCAGAAUCGAACCGAGAACUUUAUGACAUCGAAGGUACAGUUAUGCUGCCUAAUUUAACAACUUCCUGGUUGGCCGAAACUGUUAUACAACUUAAAGGAGGUGAAGCAAUUGGUUUUCUUAGGAAAAAUGGUUCUUUUCUAAUUUCUAAAGUACCAUCAGGAUCAUACAUUGUUGAAGUAGUCAAUCCAAAUUAUGUCUAUGAACCAAUCAGAGUGGAAAUUAAUUCGAAGGGCAAAUACCGCGCCCGAAAAGUAAAUUACAUUCAAUCAUCUCAUGUACAUCAGAUGCCCUAUCCAUUGGAGUUUGUUAACUAUAUGCCUGCCAAAUACUUUUAUACUAGAGAACAAUGGAAAGUCACAGAUUUUCUUUUCAAUUCAAUGGUGUUAACAAUGGUGUUGCCUCUUCUUGCAAUAUUAGUUUUGCCAAAAUUAAUGAAUGAUCCAGAAACUAAAAAGGAAAUGGAACAAUUAACCAACUUAAAACAUGAUAUGCCUGAAAUGUCUGAAAUGAUAACCUCAUUUUUCACUGGAAAUUCACCAACUGCUGAGAAACAAAAAGAAAAAGCUAAGGCUAUAAAAAGUUCAAAAAAAUCCAACAAGAAUAAUUAAUGUAACAAUUGUAAAUU
Melanaphis sacchari is the source of this 804-nucleotide messenger RNA. RefSeq names its product ER membrane protein complex subunit 7 homolog (gene EMC7). Lineage: Eukaryota; Metazoa; Arthropoda; Insecta; Hemiptera; Aphididae. Bases 101 to 787 code for a protein of 228 amino acids. The transcript has 4 exons. Gene Ontology annotation, molecular function: carbohydrate binding. Gene Ontology annotation, cellular component: EMC complex. The record is from RefSeq and is a predicted model, not a curated record.